This is a messenger RNA of Quercus robur (English oak), 976 nucleotides long. RefSeq lists its product as uncharacterized. The record is from RefSeq and is a predicted model, not a curated record. NCBI's taxonomy places the organism in Eukaryota, Viridiplantae, Streptophyta, Magnoliopsida, Fagales, Fagaceae. The coding region runs from base 86 to 739 and encodes 217 amino acids. The transcript is spliced from 5 exons.
AAAAACCGAAAAACUGCCAUAGCGGGAACCUGUAAGAAAAAAAAAAGUCAAAAACACACAAACAGAGAAAGAGAAAGAAAAAAAAAUGAAAUUCGAGUGCUCUGAGCUGAAUCUCUGGAAAGAAGCACUCUCUUCCUACUCAACUCGCUUAGAAUCCCUUAACAAACCCAACCUAAUUUCCUUUGACGACUUUUACCGCAACCAACUCCCUCCGAUUCUUCGCAACCGAAACCCUAACCCUUACAUCACCACCGCCGAGCUCUCCAAACUCAUGCAAUGGAAGCUCACACGUGGCAAAUGGAGGCCGCGUUUGUUGGAUUUCGUUUCGUCUUUGGACGAGGCGGUAGUGAAAUCGGCGUCGGAAAAGGCAUUCCAAUCACUGCCUGAUGUUUCCAAGGCUGUGUCUGAGCUCACGGUGCUCAAAGGCGUCGGUCCCGCCACCGCCUCCGCCGUUUUGGCUGCUUACGCGCCGGACGUGGCGCCGUUCAUGUCCGACGAGGCUAUGGUGGCGGCACUUGGUAACUCAAAAGAUUAUUCACUGAAGCAGUACCUGUUAUUCGCGAAUAAACUCCAGACUAAAGCAAAGGAAUUAAGUUCAGAAAACGAAACCUUUACACCAUCAGAUGUAGAAAGAGCACUGUGGAGUUCUGCUAUGGAAACUAAGCAGCUAGCUUCACAUCCAGAUGCAGACUCCAAGGUUAAACCAAGUAAAAGCUCCAAGAGAAAGAGAAAGCCUUGAUUUAGUAAUGUGCAAGUUGACAUCAAUGCUUAUAAGCUUUGAACCUCUUAGAUGUGAUCAGGCCUGAUGUGGGGGCCCAACAUUCCAAUUUGAAACGUCAAGGGAUUGGGCGUUUGGGUCGCCCUUUAAACUUUUUCCUUUGUAAGAUACGUUCAACGAGUCUUGUUAGAUGUCAGAGUCUUGUUGGUGAACUAGCAUUUUUUAGUUUUUGAAACGAAGACAUUCAAAUUUUCCCUC